AUGUUGGAAGAAGCAGCCGUGAUACAAACGGCUUUCAGUGCGGUGUUGGAGGAAGCGGAGAGCUCCGUUUCGAUGCCUUCGCGUAAUACUCUUCCUUCUUCUUCGUCGCAUAAAGUGUUGUCAAGCAAUGGGCAUCGACGCAAGGGGCACAGAAAACCGACGAAGUUAGCCGCACCAGCUAGCGAGGAAGUGGGUGACGCGCCAGAAAAACAUGAGACAUUGAAAACUUGUCACGAUGGGCAGAUGGGGCGGUUACUCCGCCCACUUCGCGGGUUGAUGGGAUUUAUCUGGUCGGGAGUCAGGUCGGUGCUGCGUUUCGUCUAUCGAUUAGGAGAGAAUCCCCUCGUCGCUUGGGGUCUCCUGUGCCUGCUGGUGAUCCAGGAACAUCAGAUCCACCUCCUCUACCGGGGCGGGUGCAGAGCCCUCGAUGCGCUGAAUGCCGAAUGCACAUCGCCUGCUCGACAUUCCUUUGGAGGUGCCGCGUGCCGGGGAUUGCCCAGCGAAUGCAGGCCUGAGCUGGAGGAAAGGGACAUACUGGAAAGACACCAGAUUCGCAAGGAAACGGUCGAUGUCAGACGAGACCUGACUCUGAAUUUUCGAUCUCAGUGUGCAUACAUGCUGAUGCUGGGAAUGUUAGGGGGGAGUCUGCUGGCACUUGGACUUCUGUGCCAGACGAUCGGGUGCAUUGUGAGAUUUUUUUCGACGCCAGCCGGCUCCCCAUGUGAACGGAUUGGUAGACAUGGGGCGGCCGAGGAGAAGUUAAGGAAUUCAGGGACUGAUCCUGCCUUAGGCGAAACACGGAAUUCUUUAUCUGCAACGGUCUCUACGGCAGACAAAGCAGGAGAUAUUAGGACAUGUGAUCACGGCGGCGCAUCUGUCGCCACACCCGUUACACCGGACAAAUAUCCACAACAGUGGCAGAAUAGAGGAUGCGUCAGACCUCCUACGUGCGACCGGGCGCAGCAGACUGAUGAUGUUCUCGGCCCUCAUCUGGCGCAGAGUUCCGGAGUGCGAACACGCAGUCCUACUAUCUGUGAAGGCGGACCCUGUAAAGUAGGUUCCGACGGCGAUAUGCAAGAACCAUGUAGUCCCCCAGGGGAAGUGUCUCGAGAUGUUUCUGGAGCACGAGCACCAGAGACAUUUUACAUCGGCGAUGAUGAAGGUGAGGCAGAAAUGGGAAGCAGUGUCGGCACGCUGAAUGACGACCUCUUCCUGUUGCGGAACCCUGCUAGCGGCGACGGGAAUAGCCUUGUCUGGUGA
Besnoitia besnoiti is the source of this 1260-nucleotide messenger RNA. RefSeq lists its product as uncharacterized. The transcript has a single exon. Bases 1 to 1260 code for a protein of 419 amino acids. The record is from RefSeq and is a predicted model, not a curated record. Lineage: Eukaryota; Apicomplexa; Conoidasida; Eucoccidiorida; Sarcocystidae.